Xenopus laevis (African clawed frog) is the source of this 5372-nucleotide messenger RNA. RefSeq names its product kelch domain-containing protein 10-like (gene klhdc10.S). Gene Ontology annotation, biological process: positive regulation of stress-activated MAPK cascade. The record is from RefSeq and is a predicted model, not a curated record. The transcript has 10 exons. Gene Ontology annotation, cellular component: cytoplasm. The coding region runs from base 91 to 1326 and encodes 411 amino acids. NCBI's taxonomy places the organism in Eukaryota, Metazoa, Chordata, Amphibia, Anura, Pipidae.
GUCACGCUGAUAAACGGCCUUUCCGUGCAACUCCUCUGUUUCCGUGCGGAACCAUUUUCCUGUGCGCUUUCUUACUCUCGGGGUCCUGUCAUGGCGGCGGAAGCCGGUGGAGGAGAACCGUUGGUUAAGUUUGUUAAGCUGAGCGGGAGAGCAGCAGGCUCUAAGAAGAAGGUACGCUGGUUUCCAGUUAAGCGACUCUUCACUCACUCCUGUCCCAGCCUCAGGAUUCCUAGCAGGUUUUUAAGAGAAGGUCGGAGAUCUCCCUCAUCAAGGAGUGGUCACCGAUGUGUGGCAGACAAUACUAAUCUUUAUGUGUUUGGAGGUUACAACCCAGACUACGAUGAGUCUGGAGGGCCAGAAAAUGAAGACUAUCCUCUAUUUAGAGAACUGUGGAGAUAUAAUUUUGCUACAGGCAUGUGGCAUCAGAUGAGCACAGACGGUCAUAUGCCAAGGGAGUUGGCAUCCAUGUCAUUGGUUUUACAUGGUCAAAAUCUUCUGGUGUUUGGAGGCACUGGAAUCCCAUUUGGUGAAAGCAAUGGUAAUGAUGUUUACGUCUGCAAUGUGAGGUACAAAAGGUGGUCAAAGCUAAACUGCAGAGGCAAGAAACCCAACCACAUCUAUGGGCAGGCAAUGGCAAUUAUACAUGGCUUUCUGUAUGUAUUUGGAGGAACCACUGGUUACAUAUACAGUACAGAUCUACACCGACUUGAUCUUUCAACCAGGGAAUGGAUUCAGCUAAGGCCAAACAACCCCCCUUGCGAUUUACCUGAGGAGAGGUACAGACAUGAGAUUGCACAUGAUGGACAAAAGAUCUAUGUAUUGGGUGGAGGCACGUCUUGGACAGCUUACUCUUUGGAGAAGAUCCAUGCCUACAACUUUGAAACAAACACCUGGGAGGAUAUUCCCACAAAGCCACAUGGAAAUCUAGGUUUUCCAGCAGCCAGAAGAUGCCACAGCUGUGUCCAAAUAAAAAAUGAAGUGUUCAUCUGUGGAGGCUAUAAUGGCUUGGUUAUCUUAGGAGAUCUCUGGAAACUGAAUUUGCAGACGUUCCAGUGGACAAAGCUUCCUGCACUCAUGCCUGAACCUGCUUAUUUCCACUGUGCAGCAGUCACUCCGGCUGGCUGCAUGUAUAUUCAUGGAGGUGUUGUCAACAUUCAACAAAACAAAAGAACUGGAUCUUUAUUUAAAAUCUGGCUGGUGGUGCCAAGUCUGCUGGAACUUUGCUGGGAAAACCUGUUAAAAUAUUUCCCUCACCUUUGUCAUCUACCCACCCAGCAGCUGCUGCAGCUUGGACUAUCACUGGAGCUUAUAGAACGAAUAAAAUGAUGCCCCCGUCUAUACACUGUCCAUCUUGCUCCCAAAUACUGUUCAGCUAAGCAAAAGUAGGAUCCCUGGAAAAGAGCAUGCUGCUAGCAAGAAUGGAACCCCUGGGCCUUACGUAGACACAACAUCAGUGGCCUUUAAUCUGUUUCAUAUUUAGGAAAACCAGCACAUUUGUCAGUGGUAUUUACCCAACUGCCUAUACUGGACAUGGCAUGGAAACUUUUAAGACUAUUUAUUCUCCUGCUUUUAUGUUAUUUAUUACUGAUUUCCGGGGAUUAACAUUUUCUUCACUCUGGAUUGUUGUCCUUCAUGUGUUUUUAAUUUGCUGCCCUGCUCUGAGCCCUGAUUGGAAUAGAUUUAAUAAAUUAUUGAAUUUCCGUGAUCACCCAGCACCACUUUGUCUUAUUCCAACAGCCUGUGAAUGGCACCAAUGCUCUAAUUUUUAGCCCGAAUAUGUGGUUGUUUGAACUAUUGGCAUGAUGAUGGCUGAUGGAGAAGCCCUGAAGAUUUCCUACACACUUUAUACAAUUGAAAUCUGUAAUUGUUCAAGAUACUCCUCUGAUAUUUAAACUAUUCAGAUCUAAUUCUCAGAUCUCAAAAAAGGUAAUUUCGCCUUUUAAUUGAACUUGCUUUGUGAUCUGGACCUAGUCUAAGCAGAUUUAUUAGCUUUCAGUUGUCAUUCAGCUGUCUGGUUGCUUUCUGGGCUUCCUGGCAAAAGAAUCAAUGUCUGGCCUACAACUGGGCAGUGUCUGUAUGCAGAGUUUAAUAUCCAGGAAUCUCAGCAGUGUCACACCUCCAUAGUGAACUUGCAUAGCCACAGCUGUGUUUUCAUUGUAUCAGUUGCCACACCAGCAAUGUGGCUGGAAAGUAUGAAAUGAGAGUGGUGAAAAUGUCUUUAUUAGCAGGGACAAGACUUGCUUUUCUGCUAAGUUUGAUUUACUUCCCUUCACUGCAGCAAGAAACAAUAUGUUUACUUCCAUUUUUUCUCACUAAAUGUGACAUUACCUCUUUACAAACCAGUGCCAGUAGCUCUGACUAGUCCUGCUGCAGGGUUCAUUUACAAAAACCCGUGCCAUGGUAUCAUUGCUGAAUUUGUUUCUCUCUCAUCCCAACUUCACUACAAUCUGCCAACUCAUUUGCUGUCUGGGUGCGAUGUUGAGCCUCUGUCAGGUAUGAUGUAUAAUUCCUUUACAGACUGUACAAUCAGCCAGACUUCUGGUGAGUCAAACGUUCCAGUGCUUUAUUUACAGGAUUUCAGAAUUGCACGAUCCCUUAACAAUUAAUUUCCUCAGAUAUACUCUUUCAUUCGGGUUCGCCAUUUAAAUCUAUUUUUUUCAUAAACUGCAAUGCAUGUCUAGUUCAACAGGGUUUCAAUGCAAAGGUCCCAGGCACAGUGGAAUGCAUAGGCCAAACAUGGAAGCCAUUAUGUCUGCUGGAAAUUCAGUCUGAUAUGCACUAAAUAGAGCAAUUAUAUUAUUCAUAAUAACUUUGAAUGAAUCCAGACCUCAGAAAUGUAUUUAUUUGUCUCCAAAUUUUGUAUUCACCAUUAGGCCUUCUUCCAUUGGGAAGCACAUUAAAUUGACUAAUAUAGUACUCUUUGAAUUGGUCAGAUAGCAUCUCUCUCAUAAAUGUUGGAUCAGGAACCUAGAGAAUAUCUAAGCAUGGAGGAAUAGGGAAUUCUGUUGUUUGAAUAACACACAAGCCAGGGCUGCUAUUUCCUUAUGAACUUGCUGCUUGAACUAGCACAGUUAGCUUUCCUCACUAUUACAUUUAUGGGAAAGUAUACCUGAUUUUUGGGCAUGGGCUUAUGUAGAAAAAGUAUAUAAACAAUAGGGUAAGGGCAAUGGUCUCUGCAGCACAGACUGACUGUCAUGGUUUCCUUUCAGUCUGCACAAUAUAUAUGUAACAAAUAUAUGUUUUAUUUCUGCGAGUGCAGAUCGUGUUAAUGUAACUUUUCUACAUAAGCCCAAAUUAAUUAGCUCAUGUCAAAAAUAUCUACAUUUUUUUUUUUCCAAAGUUCUAACCUAUCAUUGUAUCAUUAGAUGCACCUCAACAGCUUGUCAUUGGCUAAUGAUACAACAUAAUAAGCCUGUUUUUGUAGAGAGAAAAGUAUGGUUCGUUUAAUGCUGAACAGGUUAAAAGAAAAGGUACAUGAUUGUUUCUAACUAUAUUUAUUAGAUUAAUUAAUAAUAAUAAUAAUUGUUUUCUAAAGGGCAAAACAAACUAGUACCAUUCACCCUGCCCCUCAGGAACAGAACCCAUUUUAGUAUUGACCAGUGGGGCUUAUUUAUGAACAGAGACACCAAAUAGAGAUAAGCUUGGCCUUUUUUAGACUUCAUAAUAUUAGCAGUUUUUGUACUGCAAUGAACAUAAAGGUGUUCGAGAAGCAUCUUCUGCUCAUCUGUCAGGGUGAGGCAAAACCAUAAAUCAUUGAUGCUUCUCUGCUCCAUUUUAUCGCCCCUGUUAACAUUAAUAUGAGCAGCAUCAGUAUCUUCAGCAGCUUCAAUUUUAUUGCGUUCAGCCAUUGCCCAAACAGAACAGCCGAGGGGGCUCCUCAAACACAUUCAUAUUAUUAGCAGCCAAAAAUAAAUUCAUGCAAACGAAAGUGCUCACAAGCCCUCUGAAUAGUUGUGCAGUUAGUAUGGGUAGAUGCUUGGAGAAUUGCUAUUAGAAUGUAGCCUGCUUUGUGUUUGUGUUGCAGCCUGAGCUUUGUACCAAAACAUCUGGUCUCUACUGCAUCAUGUUUCUUCCUUUAUUUGUACAUUAAACACACCAGUUUUAGUGCCUUUUUAGUUUAUCAUCAAAACAGGAAACUCAUUAUGAUAUGUUGGACAUAACAAUCUACACAGAACUGUGAAAAUGCCUGAGAAUUAUUUAGCAAUUUCUACUUUGUAGUGUUCCCACAUAGUGCUGGCCACUAUUUAUAGCCUUUUCUUUGAUUUAACUCUGAUUUUGCUUCAUAUUGCUGCUACAACGUGUCCGUGAAGGAAUGACCAUUGUUUCAUAGAUAAAGGGGAAGUUUACCUUGAGCUGCGUGAUGUAGGGUACCAUGUAUUAUUUUUUUAUUUACACUUCCUUUUAAAUACAUUUUCCAAAAAAACAGGAUAAGUAAAAAAGUGACGCAAACUGUUGCUCCUUUUAAAGUAAAAUAGAGUGAAGAUUUUUAUAUUUCUGCAACAGAUUCUGAAUUUCCUUCUGCCAAAACCAUUCGUGCCCCCCCUCCCCCCGGGUGCAUGUAGAAUGUGAGGGGUAGAAGAUAAUUUUCUAUUGGAAUUUAUCACUUUUCUGCGUCUAUGCUCCAGCUACUCGGUUUUACAUUUAACUUGCUGUCUGGGCAGUGCAUGGAAUGUUUAACAAGAAGAUAGGCUUGGACUGAAACAGACAAAUUGAUUUGAACACCAAACCUCUGUCUGCUUUCUGGUUGCCGGGGUGACUGAUUAUAGCAACUGUAUUUCCCUGAAGUUAAGGCAGCAUGUAGCUUCAACCAUUGCCCUGAACAGCUUUUCUCCUCCUCAAGUGUCAGUGCAAUGGAAGCUUCUCUCUUCUGGCUUUCCUAAAUAUACACUUUUCCUUUUACCUUACAUCUUGAGAAAGGCAUCUCUCAAGGUAAACUUCCCCUUUAAGAAGUGUACUUAACUGAAAUGCAUGAAGCUGUGCAACCUUUCUUCACUACUUUCUCUAUCUGGACUUGGGCUAAGAACUGGGGAGAAAGCUGCUUGAUUUGUUUUUUCCUUUGCUUUUUAAAAUGAAUCUAAUGCUGAGAUAUUUGUCAUUAUUAUAGGAUUUCAACCUGAAUGUUACUGUACUUAGACCAGACUGUAGUGUCCAGUUAAUAUGGAGUGAAAUGCGUUGCCAUACACAGGUACUGGGCAGACACACAACUCCAAGUCUUGUUUAAUUCCCUCAGCAUGUUGUAUAUAUGUGAUAAACCUCUGGCUUUUGAAUGCUGUACUUUUAUUGUAAAACCAAUGAAGUGCAAUAUUUUACUUUUAAUUCAUGUAUUGUCUAUUUUUUUCCCCUGAUUAAAAUGUAUUAAAUGAUUUUUUUUU